Messenger RNA from Canis lupus familiaris (dog), 1837 nucleotides. RefSeq names its product mitochondrial antiviral signaling protein (gene MAVS). The record is from RefSeq and is marked inferred. NCBI's taxonomy places the organism in Eukaryota, Metazoa, Chordata, Mammalia, Carnivora, Canidae.
CCGGGUAGUGGCUACCGAGUCCUUUUUUCCCUCUCCAUCCAUCCUUUUAUGGGCCAGAGCCUCUGUGUCACUGUAGAACCUAGACAGCGAUGACGUUUGCUGAGGACAAGACUUACGAGUAUAUCCGCCACCAUUUCAGCAAUUUUGGCCGUAUUCAUGUUCUGGAGAUACUCCCUUACUUGUCCUGCCUUACAACAAGCGACCAGGAUCGACUGCGGGCCUCUUACCAGCUCUGGGGGAACCAGGGCACCCUCUGGGAGCUCUUUAACAGCCUUCGGCGGCGGACCGGCUGGGUAGAAUCCUUCAUCAAGGCGCUGAGGGUCUGUGAGCUGGCUAGUCUGGCUGACGAAGUGGCCCGUGUCUACCAGAGCAACCUGUCCGGGGUCUCAAACCACCCCCCAGCCCCAGCGGAGCCACAGUUAGUUCCUGCUGAGGUUCCAGGGCCCCCUGCACCUGCUGUGGCCCCCAGUACACCCACCAACGGCUACAGAGAGGAGGAGCCAAGUUUCCCCUUGCCUGUCCAGGACACCCAGCUACCAGAGUCCCUGGAAGAGAGUUCAAAGAAAGUCCCCCAGAUGCCCCAUUCUGGGGCUGUGAGAAGGCCAGCUGGCCCCCGGGAGCCCUCCUCUGACAUGGCAGCUGUCAACCCUCUGACUGCCAGUGGGCAUCAGGAGCAGGAUACAGGGCUGGGCGGUGCCCAUAUAGCAGGCACUGCCUCCGGCCUCACGUCAGCCCGUGGGCCUGUGUCUCCAACUGUCUCCUUCAAACCCCUGAGCCGCUCCAUCCCCAGGGCCAGCCGUUUGCCUGCACCCUCAGCAUUAGCUCUGUCCACCGGCACUACCUCCUCUUCCCCUGGCUCGGCCUCUGCAGGGGUUGCUGGCGACCAUGGUGAGGCCACCAUCUGCUCCACCAUGGCAGGGGUGUCCACUGGUGCACUGACCACCAGCACAGCACCCUCCAAGGUGCCUACCCACUCAACAUUUGACAGGAUGGCGCCUUCCAAGUUGCCUGCCAGCUCAAAACCCUCUGGUACAAUGCCCACUACGAGUCUACCACCGUCCAAACUGCCCAUCAACUCAACACGUGCGGGCACAGUGCCCCCCAGAGUGCCUGCUGGCCUGGUGCCUGACCACAAGAUGUCCGCAAGCACAGUGCCCAGCAAGGGGCCUGCCAACACAGUGCCCAGCAUCAGCAGCAACGUACCCUCAGGGGAGACUGCAACGGCUCCAGUACCCACAGACAUUUCCACCAGAGACAGCUUGCCCGGCCUAGACCGUAGCUCUGCUGGCUGGGGCUCUGAGUUGGAGCUGAGCAAGCCAGGCAGGCUGGCCUCCCAGGUGGACAGUGAGCCAUUCUCGGGCUGUUCUGCGGACCUGGCCCUCAGCUACAGCAGGUCCUUGGGCGCGGGGCCUGACAAUGCCCCAGAGGAGAAUGAGUACCAGUCGGUGGAUUCCAUCAGGAUCCAAGUGGUCCAGGAUCCCAGCGCUGACCUACUGGAGCAUAAUCCUGGGCCACGUGCCACUCCACAGCCCACAGUCGAGGAGGAGCCCGUCCAGGCCAGCUCCUGGGCUCCGUGGCUUGGGGUAGCCACCACGGGGGUGUUUCUGGCCAUGCUCCUGGCUGUGCUAUAUAGGCGGCGCCUGCUCCAGUGAAGCCCCUGGGCCCUCCCUGCCAUGGAUCAGCUCCCUUCCCCCUGGGAUGUUUAGCCACAUCAAGGAUUAUGCUGUCUUCCUGCCUUGUCCCCUUUGUGGGGCUGGCAGAGCCAGGGGUCAGAGGGGAGCCUCAGGCCAGAUUUCUGUCCCAGCUCAUGCCCUCCCCCUGUGCUCCAGACCUUGCC